Chelonia mydas (Green sea turtle) is the source of this 1907-nucleotide messenger RNA. RefSeq names its product BRICHOS domain containing 5 (gene BRICD5). The transcript has 6 exons. The record is from RefSeq and is a predicted model, not a curated record. The coding region runs from base 484 to 1167 and encodes 227 amino acids. Gene Ontology annotation, biological process: regulation of cell population proliferation. Lineage: Eukaryota; Metazoa; Chordata; Testudines; Cheloniidae.
AGAUAAAACAGUUUGACUUCAGCCUCCCAGAACUAUCUGACCAGCAUUACAUUCACUUUGAAAUGUAAAAGUAAUUAGAUAACAAGGGCAAACGGCUGCUCUCCCCUAUUCAUUUUCAAUUUUUCCUAAUAAAUAAGACUUGGCAUCUGCCAUAAGUGUGGCUGGAUAACACAGAAGGCCCUGCACAAAGCCCGUGAUUGUGUUCCAACUGACUACCUUCAGCUGACUCACAAGGGGAGGCAGGAAGAGCAUCUUUACGCCAGUGACAGUAUCUCUCCACAGUAUCUGUUUUGCCCCCAUUUACUGGAUCUAAAGUUUCAGCCUCCACGUGGGUUUCUCUGAGCUGAGAGGCUGGGGUAGGGAUUUUAUUUGGCUGUGAUGGACACAUCCUUCAUUUCCAGCUGCAUUCAGAGGGUUCUGAUCAUGCACAAUCUGUACGUUAUCAGGAGACGCAGGAGCAAGGGCUGCGUCUAGAUUGGGAGGAUGGAGGAAGAAAGGAGCAGUGCUGGCAACGCCACCUCUGCAGAGAGAAGACCUCUGGCAGAAUCCAAAACUCCUUCCAGAAUACUUUGGGUCAUCUUGUCUGUAAUCUUGUUUUUCGCCAUUGUUGGCAUCAGUGUGGUGGUAAUUUUCAGCUUUACCCGUAGGACUACCAAGCCUGUUUUGCAGAUUGUGCGGCUAACGUUUCAGAAUCACCAGGGCUCCCAGACGAAUCAGUCGGCCUUUGUUGACAAGUCCAAGAAUACUGUUACUUAUCAUGUAACUUCGCCAAGUAACCACACAACGGUGGUCUUGUUCGACAGCAAGAAUGGCUAUGUCUGCUAUAAACUCGCAGAUCAAAAUGCAUGUUACCUGCGGAAGAUGGAUGAUUGGGAUCUUGAGAACGUGCAGAUAUCUUUCAAUCUGUCUGAGCACAGGGUCAAUCAGCUGCUGCUUCAGAAUAAUCAAACCAAGUACUACAGAGAGUUCCUGGGGAUCUUGCCGGGGAGACAAGCAAAUGCCGGAAGCCUGGGGGAAGCCAUCCAAACCCUGUGUGAGCAGACUUUCAUCUACUGGGUCAGGAAAGGGGAUGGCCCUGGGAAGAAGCGGCUCAUUUACCUAUGCAUUGACAUCUGUUUUCCAAGCAACAUUUGCUUGUCUGUCUGCUUUUAUUACCUUCCUGAUUAAGCCCUGCUCCAAGGGGACUGACUCCCCCUGCUACUUCUCUUUGUACUUGAAUUUAAAUCCUGAAAAGCCUCUGACUUAAAUAAGCUUAUGUCUAAGGUUAUUCAGAUAACUUCCAUAUGAAAGGCUCCAACCCUGAUUUCAUGAUGCAGUUCGAGAGGUUGGGAAAGUGACAAAAGGGAUCAAAUUAAACAGGACUAUUUCCAAAAGCAUGUUGCAAUAUAUAUACACAUUUUAUUUACAACCUUAUGCCUGGGCUGGGACCUGUAGACACGCAUGUAGAGUAAUUACAUCACAUAGGGAGGGGACAGGCUAGGCUCGGGGCUGCAUGUACUAGUGUUCAACAAAGAAAAAAAAUUUUUUGUUGAUCAGUUAAAACUGAUUGUCUAAAAUUCCCUGGCUAAGUCUGUGCAAUUGAUUUAAAUAAAGUGACUCCAAAAUGAGGAAGUGGUUGUUGCUCCUCUGCUAUCUUUUCAAAAUGAUUCAUUCCAGCUUCCGCCUGAGAGAGGCUGCUGGCUUCUUCCCCUCCGCGUAGAGGAACUUCCAAAGGCUUUCGCUGCACUGUCCAUGCUGCAGAGGCUGUACAGGGGCUCGCUUGAGCUGCACUGUCUCCACCUUCCCUGCACUGAAAGGGGCUGGGCACUCUAUUCAACUAUGGUUCUGGUCUGUUCCCAGUGAGAAGUGCUGGGGUGAGGAAAAGGGGCAGUGUCCUUUUACUCUAAGGAAACGUUACACGCAAUGUU